GUCAGGCUGGUAUCUACACAUCAGUAAUUGCGCGGAUGCGCUCAUAAAGCAUCUUUUAUAUGCGCGCGUCCAUUCGCAGCCAGCAUACCUUUGAAAUUCCGAAUGCGUAGCGUGAACGUGCUUUCUCCAUUAUAGCAGGGAGGGAAGUCUAAAGCGGCUGGCAGACAGACGCUCAUCAUGGCAUCUGCACUGAAUUGCACUCCGUUGACCUUAGUUUUUAUUUAUUCGUUACUGUUUACCUUUGCAUUUUGCGAUAAUAAUGAUACAGAAGACGAGCACGCUAAACACACGUACACAGUGGAAAUGUUCAAGGAAGCCGUGCCCACCUUUCCGCACUUUGUGAUGUUUUAUGCCCCUUGGUGUGCCCAUUGUAAGAAGCUGCAGCCGACGUGGAAUGAAUUGGCUGACAAGUACAACAAUAUGGAUGAACCCUUCGUCUAUGUCGUCAAAGUAGACUGUGUCCAAGACACAAAGUUCUGUUCCCACGAGCACAAAAUCCGAGGCUACCCCACGCUAAUGUUUUACAAGCCUGAAAAGGACCCUGUCCAGUACCAAGGACAAAGAAAUCUGGAAUCUUUGGAGCAGUGGAUGUUAUCACUGUUUAGGUCACCACCUUCUGCUAAACCAGAGGUUCAAGAGGAGGCACAAAGUGGCCCGCCAGAGCCAAAAGACGGCAUGUAUGAGCUCACCACUGACAACUAUAAGGAAAUUAUUACAAACGGGUUAAGUUUUGUCAAGUUCUUCGCUCCAUGGUGCGGCCACUGCAAAGCCAUGGCUCCAACCUGGGAUCAGAUGGCUUCCGCCUAUGAGAACUCCGAGGUCAAAAUAGCAAAGAUGGACUGCACAAAGCACCAUGACUCGUGCCUAAAGAUGAGUGUGCGUGGAUAUCCCACACUGUUGUUCUUCAACGGAGGCGAAAAGACAGAGAUUACGCGUUACAAAGGAAAGAGAGACUUUGACUCCCUCAAAGAAUUUGUGGAGGACAUGCUGAUAGCUAUAAAGACCAAACGGGAAGAAGAGGAGAAGGCACCCGCGGAGGAGGAGCCUAAGGAAGAAGCUAAAGAGGAUCCGAGCAAGCAAGAACCCAAGGAGGAGGAGCCUAAGGAAGAAGCUAAAGAGGAUGUGAGACAGCAAGAACCCAAAGAGGAGGAGCCUAAGGAAGACACUGAAGAAGAAGCCAAGGACAAGCCUAUUGAAGAAGUUAAAGAUGAAGCCCAGGAGGUGAAGUCCAACGUCUUGCUGCUAACGGAAGGAAACUUUGACGAGACGAUCGCCAAGGGCUUUACGUUCGUCAAAUUCUUUGCGCCAUGGUGCGGCCACUGCAGAUACCUGGCUCCGAUUUGGGAGCAGCUCUCCAACAAGGACUUUGACGUUCUGACUGACGUCAAGAUUGCCAAAGUGGACUGCACAGUGGAGCGCACUCUCUGCAACAAGUACUCUGUGCAAGGUUACCCCACCCUAAAGAUCUUCCGUGCCGGGGAGCAAGGCGACGAGUACAGCGGUCCGCGGGAUCUGGCGAGCCUGCACGGCUUUGUGAAGAAGCAGGUGAGGGACGAGUUUUGAAGAUGCGCGGCGGCACUCGUGUUGGCGGGCGCUCGAGCAGGAGCUGCAAGCGGCGGUCCGGGUCUCGCACCAGCCGAACCUCACUCUCCUUUCCAGUGUUGAUAAGGAAUUCUGGGUGUUUGGGUAUAUAAAUGUAUUUCUCAUUUUUGGUUCUUUCAAAACAACUUAUAUGAAGUUUCGGGGGAGGGGGUCUCAUUUGUUUCCAGGUACGAUUUGUACCGUUUUUUUUUUUACAUUUGUUUUUCUACGUGGGUUUUGUUGUCCGAAUGCCAGCCAUGAAUAGAUGUUGACAAUUGCCUCUCAGCCACACCAGUGCUAAUGUGACCUAACUCUCAGGGACUAACCUCGGGGCCCUUCGCAGGAGUCCGACAUUUUGGUUCAGUUAGACUCCUCCUUGGUGCCUGAUAAUAUACCCGUUAGACAAGAAAAUUAUUGCUGCUGCUUCUGUUCCCCAAACAACUGAAUGAUUGAAAAUAUCUGCUUUUGGUCGUGUUUGUGGACCUAGCACAAAGAGCACUUCAUUUGGAUGACAUGCACGCAGAGGUUGGUAGCGUAGCGUAGUAAACUGUUAUGUGAUAAGAGUCGUGUUAACUUCAAAAUAAUUUUACUCAAGAGCAGUCAUCCAAAAUUUGUAUUCUAGUACAACUAUUCAGUGAACAAAAUACUGUUAACAAUGUCUGAUUUUUUUUCCCCCCCUUGGCACGUCAUCUACAUGAACUGCUAUUAUACUGUACUAUAACCUAAUACAUAACCAUAUUAGGCCCAAAAAAAUACACCAAAAUUGAAUUCCGACUAGGGUAAUCUACAGUAAUGAAACAUCACCCGUACUGAGAGCAUGACUGAUUUCUCUCCAAAAGAUAAAUGUAAAGCGUUACUACUAGAGCUCGACCGAUAUGGGAUUUUUAUCAGUGUAUCAUUCAAUUUCGGUUUAAGAAUUGGGAAAACGGAUAAGUACUUAUUUCAUUCCUCGUUUUCAAAAAAAGAAUAUCAGCGUUUGUGACCCAGAAGUUGUUAAUACACUUGUACGAGUUCACUGUUCGAAAACAUUGUUUUUCCCCCCUUUAAAAAGUAUGUACGUUUCAGCCAUCCUUCACAAAAACGAUAAGUAACAAUAAAUGUCAAAUGUUAGCUAGCAUGCUUCUCCAUUGACCCAUCGCAGGAAUGACCCGGUAGAGACUGACUGACCUUCCUGAGAAAAAAAGUCAACAACUUCCGGGUCAUUACACAUAAAAAAUCAUACAUACCAUAAACGGAGUGCGAUGAAAUUUGGGGAGUCGAUAUGUUGUGCAAAACUGCUCCAAAAAGUCUCUUGCAGCCCUAUUCCAAAUGGGUAUUUUGGAUUUAAUGUAAAAAAAAAACAUGCAAUUUUAGUUGAAAAACAGCGUGCACGUUUGAGACUAUUGCACCUAGGCACUUAAGUUUGAUCCUCUUCAAAAUUGGUGAGACUGUUCAUGAGACAUGAGAUGUUUUUAAUCACGGGCCUGACCUGGGCGGGGUACCAAAGUCGGGCGUUUUUGGGGGGUUUAGGGCUUAGAAUUAGGGUUUAGGGUUAGGGCUUCUUCAUGGGAAAAGAAAGUGCCCAAUUUGAAGGCCUGAACAUGCUCGAAAACUCCCCAAAACAUACAUACAAAGAGCGAUGAAAUUUGGGGAGUCGAUAUGUUGUGCGAGGGCCAGUUCAGUCCUCCUUGCAUAGCUAUUCUAUUUUUUUAAUUUCAAAACAAAAUUAAAACAGCGAAAAAUAGGCCAUUAUUUGUUUUCCGACUUUUGAUUUGAAAAUGAGAAAUGAAAUAAGGCGUUAUCAGUUUUCAGAUUUUGGGUUCUGAAUGAACAAAUGAUACAGAUAGAUAUUCAAAUGCCGAUACUAAUAUCUAAAAAACAUCUCAGCCGAUUGCAGGAAUCCAAAACCGAUUUUGUAAGCUUUUUUUUCUUAAAGCACGUAGAUUAUAAAGGCAAUACUUUUUAAAAAUUGCUUCAACAGCUUCAAAUUUACAAUGAUGACCUGAGACUCAAAACCCACCAGGACAUCAAAAGAUGUAACCAAAUGAGAUUGACAGGAUGCUAUCCAUGCUAAAGCUAAUGCUACGAGUUACAUUGAGAACGAAAGUAUCAGUCGGUAAACACUUUAAAAAGUUAAAGCAACAUUGCAUAUUCUGUAAUGCAAGAUUUUUAAAAAAUCUUACAGUAUUUACAAAACAGGCAAGCCUGAAGCUUCCUGUAGCAGCUUGCCUUCAAGCUGCUGCGGGGUCCAUGCGGGGUCCGACUAUCAGUCAGUGGCGGCCUCUGUUGCCCUCACAGAUGCCUGAUCAAAAUUUUGAUCGUCUUGUUUUGUUAAUCGACCGAUGUUUGGGGGGGAAAAAGGAUCGGCCGGCCUGUAGUUACUACCCACCUGUUGACAUUCUGAAAAGUUUUUAAAAGUCCCAUUGUUUGUACCUGUGAAAGCAAGUGUUUUCUGUGGCCCAGUGGGGUCAAAGCACUGAGUAAUCAACAUUUUAAUCAAACCCAUAUUUUUCUCUCUCUCUCCAUGUGAUGAAACUGUGUCAAACUUUUUCAUGUUUGCACAAAGUGUAAAUGAGAUGUCAUGUUCAUGUGACAAUGUAAAACCAGGUACACAGACAAAGCAGUUUUUGCCAGUAAAUUUUUUUAUGGAAAGCACAUGGUUGAAGGAACUCCAGUGACACUUUUUUUUUUCCUGUUAUGCAGUCAUGGGUUGUGCACUGCCCAUGGAUUUGUUACCAAAAAAAUGUUGAGAUUUCAUAAUAAAAAAAUUCCAAAAUAGGUUUGGUUCUCAGU
Messenger RNA from Corythoichthys intestinalis (scribbled pipefish), 4353 nucleotides. RefSeq names its product thioredoxin domain containing 5 (gene txndc5). Gene Ontology annotation, biological process: protein folding. Gene Ontology annotation, cellular component: endoplasmic reticulum. The transcript has 10 exons. Bases 178 to 1563 code for a protein of 461 amino acids. The record is from RefSeq and is a predicted model, not a curated record. Gene Ontology annotation, molecular function: protein disulfide isomerase activity. NCBI's taxonomy places the organism in Eukaryota, Metazoa, Chordata, Actinopteri, Syngnathiformes, Syngnathidae.